Molecule: messenger RNA, 234 nt
Organism: Phycomyces blakesleeanus NRRL 1555(-)
Lineage: Eukaryota; Fungi; Mucoromycota; Mucoromycetes; Mucorales; Phycomycetaceae
Exons: 1
Molecular function (GO): nucleic acid binding
Source: RefSeq, a predicted model, not a curated record
GAAGAUAAUGCCAAGGUGCAUAAAUUAAAAGUUACAGGAAAGUUCAAGAAAGAACAUGGUAUUGAUAUUUUGCAAUGGCUACUCAACAGCUCUGACCUUAGCCCCAUUGAGAAUAUAUGGAGAAUCAUUCACUGCAAAAGACCGCUGAUUUUAGUUCCUGAAAACCUGCAAAAAUUUUACUACAAUUUUCGAUUUUUAAUUUUUUCAAAUAAUUUCUAUUUUUUUCUGUUGUGA